AUGUCGGAGCGCAAAGUCCUCACCAAGUACUACCCUCCCGACUUCGAUCCGUCUGCGAUUAAGCGCGUUCCCAAGCACCUCCGCCCAAGCGGUCCCAAGCUACAGACGGUCCGACUUAUGGCACCCUUCUCGAUGCGCUGCGAGCGGUGCGGCGAAUAUAUUUAUAAAGGGCGGAAAUUCAACGCGCGCAAGGAAACGACAGACGAGAAAUACCUCACGAUCCCCAUCUACCGUUUCUACAUCCGCUGCACGCGAUGCAGCGGCGAGAUUACAUUCAAAACGGACCCCAAGAAUAUGGAUUACGUCUGCGAGCGGGGCGCAAAACGCAACUUCGAGCCCUGGCGCGAGAACAAGCCAGACAACCAGCACGAGACGGAGGAGGAGAUCCUCAACCGGCUCGAGCGCGAGGAGAACGAGGAGCGCGAGCAAAUGGAGCGCGACAAGAUGGCCGAGCUGGAGGAGAAGAUGCUCGACUCCAAGCGCGAGAUGGCCAUCGCCGACGCCCUGGACGAGAUCCGCACGAGGAACGCCCGCAUCGAGCGCAGCGAGGCCCGCGGCGAGGAGGUCGCCCUGUCCCACGUCCGGGACGAGGCUGAAGAGGCCCGUCGGAGAGAAGAGCAGGAGGACGAGGAGGCCGCGCGGAGGGCGUUCAUGACCGCCGCAGGCGAGAAAGUGAAGCGGCUGGUCGACGACGAGGCUGACGGCGGGACAGCAGCCGCCAAGGAGACAGCGCCGCCGCCGUCCUUCGCCCGGGUCAAGAAGCCCAAGAAACCAUUCGAUGCCGGGUUGGGCAUCAAGAAAAAACCCUCUCUCGUGUGA
Rasamsonia emersonii CBS 393.64 is the source of this 819-nucleotide messenger RNA. Its product is annotated as mRNA splicing protein Yju2. The coding region runs from base 1 to 819 and encodes 272 amino acids. The transcript is spliced from 4 exons. Lineage: Eukaryota; Fungi; Ascomycota; Eurotiomycetes; Eurotiales; Trichocomaceae. Gene Ontology annotation, biological process: mRNA splicing, via spliceosome. Gene Ontology annotation, cellular component: U2-type catalytic step 1 spliceosome. The record is from RefSeq and is a predicted model, not a curated record.